Macrobrachium nipponense is the source of this 11044-nucleotide messenger RNA. RefSeq names its product protein disabled-like (gene Dab). Gene Ontology annotation, cellular component: cytoplasm. The record is from RefSeq and is a predicted model, not a curated record. The transcript is spliced from 7 exons. NCBI's taxonomy places the organism in Eukaryota, Metazoa, Arthropoda, Malacostraca, Decapoda, Palaemonidae. Bases 1816 to 7683 code for a protein of 1955 amino acids.
GCCACUUGGUCGUGGGUAUCGUCAUCUCGACAGACAGACUGAACCGUCCUCCUCACCAGGAGAGUGCCAGUGCCAGGGAGGGUCUCGCAGUGUAGUCGCUAGUGCCAGUGUUGUGUGUUGGCUCUCUCUGCUGGGCUGGGCAUGUCAACAACGUCGUCUUCAGUCGCGGCGGCUCAUAUAAAUUACUGCCAUUUGUGUGAUGGUUUGUUGUGGUUGAUCCACAAAGUGAAUUUGCAGUCUACAGCGUCAUUGUCGUUGAUUUGGCUUUGUCGUUUAGUUAAAUCUUUAUUUUUUUUGGGGGGGAAACAAUGAAAAAGUGACGGGCAAAAGUAAACAAUAGUUCGCAUUACUAAGCAGUGUCGCUAUGGGGUCAAGGGAGCCACUGGCUACGGAUUGAGUAGGAGCAACAAGCAGUUGGAGGACGCGUUGUAUCCGAGUGUCUGUGCGUUUGUGAAAACUGCUCCUUUAGAAGCGAUUUUGCGAUCGAAGUUCGUAGUACUCGGCAUAAAUCGUGUAAUGAACGGAUUUUUGUUUGUGGAUGAUGGUGAUAGCCACGUUUGAAGUGUUGUGAAACAAGGAAAAAAUUAUGAUUCGGAAAAUCGAGUUGAGUGAGUUGAGCGAGUGUUCAUGUGUCCACAUUAGCGAUAAUGUCGUGGUGAAGUGAUAGCCAGCGGAGUUCUUGGAAGAAGGAGAAAUACAAGCUGGAGGAAUAAAGAGGGCGACCGACAGUCAUGGGUUGGGCUGGGCACUGGGGCAUAGGAGAGACCCCCAGUAAGGAGAUGUAAAGGCUGGUGGGCAUUUGUGGUAUGCCCUCCAAGGGAGAUGUUUUUAUUAUAUUUUUUUUUAGCGUGUUGCCUUCGGGUUUUUUUUCAUCUUGCUAGAUUAUUGCGCACACUAUGGUCUCUUCAGUUAAGUUCACAAUAAGAGAUUUAAAUGCAAGACAGUGUUUUUGCUUUGUUAAAAUGGUGCUAAUAUGCAAAUGAAUGAAUUAAUGAAUAGGGACCUAGUGUUCGUUUGUCCUUAGUGAUUAACUAACCAAUGGCGUCUUGAAAACUACUACCAUACUCUCUCUGCAUUUUGAAAUAAUGGUGAUAUAUUUAUAUGUCUACAUGAAUCAGUCAAGACGUAGAUUAUUCAAGUGCGGAAAUAUAUCGUAAUACUUAAGGUUUUCCCAGCUCACGAAAGGUGUCGCCCCAAACUGCCAUCAGAUGCAUCCUGGUGUUGUGAUAAUUCAUUUCUGUGAUUUUGAAAAUAUACUAUUCGGUCUGUGGUUGCCAAAUAGAUAAUCGGCUUGAUGACUAUUUUCAAGUCAUGGUGCUGUAGGUAUUAUCAAAUUAAAAGUGAGUGCCUUAGAGUGUAUAAUUAUUUAUAUUUAUUCCCUGCCACAUACUCGACAUACCAGAACGAAUAUCCCGCUACUCCACUUGUAACAAUUUAAACGAUUUUCUUCGAAGUCUCACGUGACUCAAUUUCUAAUGAAGGAAAUGAGCAGCGUGGAAGAAGUGGGAAAGAAGGUCCUGACGACAGCUCCUUGUCCUUGUUCGAGCCUUCAUUUCCGGAGGACGUUCGAGUGCGAUCACUUCCCUUCUGGAGAGACUUUCUCUCGGUGAAGUUGCAAUACGGGAAGAAAAGCGAUUACUUUAGAAAGAGAUUUCAUUUAAUAUGCGCGUCUGUGGUGGAUUCCCCCGGUCUCGUUAAUCUCCAGAAUUCGCCGUCCUCGCCUUGGUCCUGCCAACGGCGACCGACGACGACGGAGUCUAUUUGUGUUUCGUCUCAUCGUUUGGAGCUGAAAAGUGUGACGUCAUAGGUGACGUCAUGGCAUCCCUACGAGCCUCAUCUGCGGCCUCCUCCACCAAUACCACCAAUAGGACUUACGGUGCUGGGGGUCCGAGAAUGACCUCCAGCCUUCGUCUUCAUUAUGGCUGUGGGCCUGACGGGUGCGGUCGGGGUGGUGGCGUGGGCGGGGUAAAAGAGGGCGCCCCGCCGUUACCCUCACGCCCGCCGCCCUCCUUCUGCCCUCCUCCGCCCUUAUCUUCGGACCAAGACUUACCUGACGGCUGGGCGCGCCUUAGCUGGGUGGCUCCACCGCCCCCGAGACAGACCAAGCAGCCCCUGCCUCACCCGCACCACACCACCUUCCACCUCCACCUGGCCAAGACCAAGAAGCUCGUGUCGCAGUCCUCCCUCCCGAGCAUCCCACGCCCGCAGACGCCGCCCAACUCCUCGACCGCCGCCUGCAAUACUGCCGCUGUUUCCACUACGACGUCUUCUUCCUCCUCCUCCUGCGCCCCCAACAACAACGCCCUCGGGAGCACCGAACACCUGUCCUCGACGACAACGUUCUCCGCCUUCAAGCAGUACCCCACCCACUAUCCCACCCACCACCACCACCUCCCGCCGCCCACCGCCCCCGUGCAGCACCCGACCCACCACAAGCUCCAGCGCCCCUUCGCCAAGGACGCGACGCCCCCUUCGUCCUCCUCCUCCUCAACGCUGUCCCUCCACCACCACCACCAGAGUCACCCCGAAGAGGAGGUCCUGUGCGCCGAGAGCCGCCUGGUGACCAACUCCUGCAGCGGCAGCAGCGCCGGCAGCCUGAACAGCACCACCUGCGCCACCAGCGCCGCGGGCGGCGGCGGUGCUUCCUCCUCCUCCAACGCCAACGCCACCACCACCUCCUCCUCCGGCGGCGGCGGAGGAGGAAACAGCAACAACGCCCGCGCGACCACCAGCAGCAUGAGUUCGUCCACAGGGGCGGCCGCCUCCUACAGCACCAUCAGGCGAGGUCUCAAGGCCACCACUUCCAAGCUAGUCAACGCCACUUCCACCAUCAGGAGGCCCACGGCUUCGUCUCUUGGCUCAGACCGCACGUCGGGCACGGAGAAGAAUGACCCCCACCGCUUCGUGGAGGGCAUAAGCUUCAAGGGCAAGCUGAUAGGCGUGCUCGAAGUGGCGGAGGCGCGCGGAGACCGAAUGUGUCAGGAGGCGUUGGCCGAACUCAAGAUGGCCGUCAGGGCGGCCGGCGAGCAUAAGCAGCGCAUCGUCGUCACAGUCGCCAUGGACGGCAUUCGGCUGCGAGAUGAAAGAUCGAGUGACUGUUUGUAUCACCAUCCAGUACACAAGAUAUCAUUCAUUGCUCAAGACAUGACUGACAACAGGGCCUUUGGUUACAUAUUUGGGUCUCCUGAUGCAGGCCAUAAAUUUUUCGGAAUUAAGACCGAGAAAGCUGCUAGCCAAGUCGUAAUCGCUAUGCGAGAUCUAUUUCAGGUUGUUUUUGAGAUAAAGAAGAAAGAGAUAGAAUUGGCAAGGAAACACUUAGAGGAAGGGAGGGAGAGAGGGGUGUUCGGGGAGUCUUCAUUUACCGGGUUGUACGGCAGCAAUGGUGACAGCGGAAUAGUGAGUGCCAGUCUGACAAGUGGGGCCGGGGGGGCUAUUGCUGACUUACUAGACCUUCAGAGUGAGCUGAGCUCCCUUCAGAAAGGGCUCUCGGAAAUCAGUCAACAGCGUGCUCAACAGAACCAGAAGGAGGGUGAGCAAUUUGAUCCAUUUGGCGAUUCAUUUAAGCCCACCUUCAAAACUACAGAGUCGUCCAAACCCAGAAUUACUGCCAGUACAGCUCCAACACCUGCCCCACUUGCACCUCCUCCUUUCUCAGGCAGAACAAGACAUGACUCCACACAGAGUGCACAACAAAAGCAACAAGCUGCUGCUAGUGGUGGUGCAGCAGCAGCAGCAGCAGCAGCAGCAGGAGCAGACCAGACAAGUGCAGAUGAAUUUGCAAAGUUCCCUGUGAGUUUUCCAGAUGUAACCAAGUCUCCUUCCACCACUCAGCCAUCGGCUGAGGGUAGCCAGAACUUGGAGGACAGAUAUGCAGCUUUUAAGGAAUUUAGAACAGAUAAUGAAUCAUUCAACAGUUUUAGUGAAUCUCGAUUUUGUGAAGGACAGGAAUCUCAGCAAGCUAGUGGGGCUUCUAGCCUACACCAACCUGAUGAAUUUGAUGUUCAGUGGUCUAAAGCUAGUUUUGAUGAAAGUGCUUUAGGAGAGGAAAGUAAAGAAUCUCAUUAUGAUGUAUUUACGGAAUUAGAUCCUCUUGGUACUGGGAAAAAUCGCCCAUAUGUGGACAAAAGAGACUUCUUCAGUGAAAUGCGGAAACCUGCCAAACGAGUCUUGAGAGAGCUAGGUGACGGAGAAGCUUCAGCACCCUGUUCCCCAAGAACACAGCCCGGGAUGAUUCCCCCUGAAGUGUCUGCUCUAGUAGCAUCGACAUCACUGUAUGCUACUACCCCAAGGUCAUCCAGUGUGACUGCUUCACAGCCUGUAACAUCAACCAAUACUACACCAGUUCAUGGAACGUCUUUGCCUUCACAGCAGUUUGCAGAGUCCUUUAGCCCUCCAGAUUCAUUUGGGCAAGAAGACUUUCAGUUCCACCAGACAUCAGAAAAAGAUUUUUAUGAAGCAUCCAAUAUAUCAUCUGGUUUUGCAGAUUUUAACACAUUUCCCAAUGACUCCCCAAGAAGUCAGAGAUCAGAAAUGUCUAGUAGUAUUCCUGAUGAACCACCACCACCUUUACCUUGUGGUCCAUUAACUGUAGCAUUACCUCCCGAGUCAUUUCGUGACAGUCCACCUCCCUUUUCUCCUCCUCCAGUACCAAGGUCCCCAGCAAGAAUGGCUUCUGGACCAGGUUCCCCACAGCUGUCUCAUGCUCGUCAUUCGCCUCUUCCUCGAGCUCGUUUAACAAAACAAAUGAUGGUGUCCUCAACUUCAAUAAGCCCUAAAACAUUGCCAAGAAGUCAUAAGUUUAGGAAUGAGCAAGCUAGUUUUGAUAGUGAUUGGGAUAAUCAAGAGAGCCAUCAUAGAUCAUUUGCUAGUGGUGAUUUAACUCCUCCAACUCCACCUCAGCAACAAAGUGACGGAGGCCUUAGUCCAAGACCCAGACCACGUUCCCAUUUAACCAAACAAUUAAGUGCCAGCUCUGCAACUUUAUCACUCCGACCAUCAUCCAGCCGCUAUGGAGAAAUUGAACAGUUUUCUUCCCCAGAGGGAGAAAGUAGACCUUUCCCAACAGAUGACCUCAAUCUUAGCUAUGAAGAGGCUCCAAAACCACCCCCAAGACCAGCCCACAUAGAGCCACCACCUCUUCCUCCAAAAAGACAACCUACUCAUGUUACCUUGAGACCACCUCCCCGCCCCCCUCCAUCAUCUGACCCUCAUUAUAAUUACAUUAAUGAAUAUGAUUCUUCUCCAGAUGAAGCUAACACUCCACCAAUUCCAAUUCCAGCAAGGAAGCCACGUUAUUCUGACAAUGCAUCUCGUCCUGCAUUUAUUCCAAGUAGGGCUACUAAGCCACCUCACUCAGAUGGCUUCCAAUUUCCUAAACCAAGUGUGAGUCCUACUCAUGAAAUGACUGGAGCUGUACCAAAAAGCUCAAGGGAGUCAACACCUAGUAAAUCUUCAACUCCUGGAAAAUCACCUCGACUUACUCAGAAGAGCACAGCAUCUGUUGAUCUUGCUAAUACAAGUUUAGAUCAGCUUGCUUCUAGUCUGAAUAUGCCUGUGGAUCAGUUAGCAAGAAUGACAGUAGUAGAGUUAGCUGCUUGUUUAGCUCAGCUGCAGUUGAGGCAGGGAGGUGAUUUAGAAAAUCAAGCCAGAGGUGAUACAGAAACAUAUGGACAUAUUGGUGACAAACCAGGUAGGAGAUCAAGAGGGCCAAGUAGAGAGCAGAGCCGGGAUAGAUUUGCAUUUGAGGAAGAUGAAAUGUUUGCAGAGUUUGAUGCUCAAUUUCCAAAAAGUCCUGUUGAACCACCAGAGUAUACUGGACCUAAGGAACAAAAGCCCUCUCAUGCUGUUGGUGCCCCAGUAAGUGAGGAUCGAUAUGCAGUUUUUAGAGAACUCACUACAGUGAGCAAACAGCGAUCUGUUUUUGAUGAGAAUUUCCUCACACCUCAGAAUUCAAUGGAAGAAGAGGUCUCAGAAGUGUCAUCUGGCACUUUCAAGGCAAACUUUGAUGGCGACCUAAGGGAUGAUUCCUUGGAAAGGAAAUCGUCUCUUAGUGAUGAUGGUGAUACAGCAGAGUUAGCAAAAGAUAAGAAUUGGCAACCACCAAAUCACGAUUUGGAAUGUGUGACCGUUUUCAGAAGUCCUGAAAUAAGUGAAUAUGAUAAUUUUGAGCCUACUUUUGAUGCAAAGUUUGAUGAUGAUUUUUCAGCAGCAACCAUGAGUGAAAGAAGUAUUACACCUGUAAAUUCCCCUACAAUGAGAAGGGCCAGUCCAAGAAGCUUAAGGCACCAAGGUGAGAGUUAUAAAUCUCCAUUUACGGAUGAUUUUAGUAAACAGCCGGUUGGUCGAAGUAGAGUUGAAUCGGACACCUCUUUUGCAAGCUUUGAUGAUAAUUUUGUUCCUCCUACAGAUGCUGAUAAAUAUUCAAGCCUACAAGAGCUUUCAGUGUCAGAAAAGUCAAAACCAGAUUCCCUUAGAAAAUCUCCUUUUGCAGAUAGUUUUGUUGAUACUAAAGGAAGGGAAAACAUGGAAGAUGGCAGGUAUUCAGCAGGGUAUGGAGAUAAUUCAGAAAAAUAUGAUGAUCCAUUCACAACUCUUGAGUCAAAACCCCGAAGUUCCUCAAGAAGUAGUAGUGAAAUGAUGUCAUCAAAGACCCCUGACUUCGAUAAUUCCCUUCAAGCUCCAGUUGAUCACCUAGCUAGUAAAAGAAAAAGCCCAUUUGAUGAUGAUUUCACCAACCGAGGAGAUCGUUAUGAGGUAUUGAAGGAAGUUGAAAGUGAGAGAGAACCGUCCCUAGAAGGAGAGGUAAGUAGGCUAACAAGGCAAGGUGACCCAAGAGGAUCUCCUUUUGAUGAUUCUUGGCAUGGGUCUCACAGAAAUACGCCAUAUGAGGACCAGAAGUCAACCGGGUCUUUACAUUCCACUCAUGAUGAUCAUAAAAGUAUUCCUCCUGAAUCACCAUUUGAAGAUGAUUUCAAUUGUGAUUCCCGUAAAGCCUCAGGAGACCAAGGACGUCUGUCUCGUUCAGGAUCUGAAAAUAGAAAGUCUCCAUUUGGAGAUAGUUACACGCCACCUGCAUCAGGUCGAGCCCAUCGAAGUCGAGGCCCGUCACGACUUAGUGUUGGUAGUGAAGGAAGUGAUGUAAGACAUUCCCCUUUCGAGGAUAAUUUUAGUUCAAUAAUUGGUAGUGUAGCUGAAGAAGUAACUUUUGAUAAUGCCUUUCCCAGCCUUCCUCAAGACAUUACUACCUCCAGUGAAGCAGAGGAAAGUGACCCAUUUAGUGUUAAAGUAAAUACAUCUGCUACAACGGAAACGGGUCAGAGUGACAUGCAGUUUGCUGAUUUCGAACAUGCUUUCCAGCAAUCUGAGAAAGGUGAGAGUGAACAGGUACCUGAGAGUCAUGAUCAGUCUGUUGACAGAGAUGUGGAAGAUAAUGAUGAGGUAAUCGAAGAUAUUUUCCCUGACGAUGAGACUGACUUUAAAGUUUCUGCACGUUUUAUUGCUCCUACAAGUACUGAUAUGAAAAAGUCUGAUUCUGUGAGUAUCUUUCGGCGAAAUAGUGAUCCAUUUGCAGACGACUUUUUCUGUGCCGAAAGUGAAAAUGGUCAAGUACCCCCUGGUAAAAAUGAGGGUGAUCCAUUUUGGGAAGAGCCAUUUGAUAAUUUUAGUUUUCCCAAAGAUCAGUGACAAGUCAAGAAGCAACUAAAUCUUUGAUACUGAAGUGUACGAGUACAGUACAAUACUGUACAUUUAUUGAACAAGGUUAACACGACAAAAGAUAACAAACACAAGUCUAAUCUCAAACUAAGUCAAAAUGAUUUUAUAUUUUCUGAAGAAAAUAUCUUCUGAUGACUAACAAAAUUAUGUAAUAUUUAAUAUUUCCAGUUUUAUAUCUAUUUUUUGUAUGUGAUAUUAUUUUAAUGAUAUUUUAGCAUUGAUAUCAAAAAGAUGAUGUACAGUUCUUCAGUGUUCAGUACUAAUAUCUAGUUGAUUGUAGAUAUCUAAAAUUGCUGUUAUGGUUACCUUUCUUUUUUGUAAAUGUUUUCUUUGUUAUGUUCUUGACUUAUGAUAUUAAACAAGGUAUAUGAGGAUAUAUCAGCCUUAUUUAAAGAGAUGAUAAGUGACUUUUGCAAGAUUUUAUUUUUGUUUUAUAUGAAGAGAUUCCAUUGUAAAAGACCUCUGUUGAAUCAUAUAGGUAAUUUUUUUUAUUUAUUGAUAAAAUCCUGCUUUUCAUUAUUAACCUUUAGGUUUAAGUCUAUAGUCUUUUCAAUGUUUUCAUUGAUAUUUUUUUAAAGGUUUUUGUUUCCUCACUAAAGAUAUUUUUCAUAUGCUGUAGUGAAAAAUCAAGAGUGGUAAAAUUUUAAAUUGUUAGUAUUUUUUUGUAGGGUAAUAAUUGGUACUUAAAUAUUGACACUGGUAUAUGUAAUAUGUUUUAUUCCUAGGCAUUAAUCAUGUUGGCCAGUCAGAGAAUCCUGCUCAAUUGCUCCACCCACCAAUAACGUUCUGCUUUCCAUAUAGAAAAUAACUUUUCUUUACUCUUACAUUUAUUCAUGGUUUUUACCUAAUAAAUUUGAGGGUGAUGAUCUGUAUUUUUGUAAAAAGGUUCCAUUGUCAGUUAAUUUUAGUGUCACAUUCCAAUGCCAUAAGCUUCUUGCAUAUUAUUAUUGUACCUUAAUACUGUAGUUUGUUUAGACCAAAUUUGUAAUGAUUUCAGAGGGAAGGUCAGUGAUUCUGAACUUAUACACUGUAGAUACAGUAUACAUUUAAUUGGAUAGGUCAAUGAAGGUAAUUAUGCUCCAUGCCAAAUUUAUUGUUUUGUCAAAUUAUGUUGUAUAAACUCGUGUAUAAAUUAUCUUAAAGACUAAUCGCAAAGUAUAAUUUAGAAACAGGUAAUAAUAUUAUUAGUGUUUUGUAACUGAAAUUUUGGUAAUCAGUUUGUUUGUAACUCAGUGUCCGUUUUUUUUUUAACAUUUCAAAUAACUAUUGAUAACUUAAGUUAUUGAUGUAGGGUCACAUGUAAAGCAUCAGUUAUAUUUUUUUUAACCAUCUAAUUAUCGUGGAUUAUAUUUUCUCUAAAAAAUAAUUAUAUGUUACAUUCAUUUUUUUUUACAUAUGAAAGAAAUUGUGAGCCUAUAAAAUAUGAUGUGAAAGUUAAACCCUCCUUCUCUGGUAAUUUUUCAAAUUCUUCUCUUUAUCUAUAUGUUGAAUCAAGAUUGGUAAAGUACAGAUGGCCCUUGAACUGUGCAAGAAAUUGGUUCCAUGACAUCCUGAGUAUCAUAAAUUUGUGCAAAUUCAAAUCCGUUACAAAUUGGGUGUUGUGUAUUAUGGAAUGCAGGUUUGCAUAUGGAUGUAUCCAAUUUGUAAUUACUUUGGAUGAAUAAAAUAAUGUAAUUGCAGUAGUGGCAAUGUUUUGCUUAAGGAAUGUGUUAUAACCAAAAAUAGUCCAUACAUCUUCAGUUACUGAUACAACUAUCAUAACCCUGACUGUGGGAAUAACAUAUUUUCUUUUUACCAAGAUUCACACAAGAGCUUUUAGAUGCAUAUAAUAACUUUAAUAAGAAGUCGUAAACAUAAAUACAUAAUAGAAUUAAAUGAAUAAAUGGAAGGAAUUCUUGCUCUCUCCCAUGUAUGUUAUUUGAUAAUUAUGGAGCAUUUUGGAAUUUGAAUUUUGUUAAUUAAAAUAUUUUUGACGGGUAAAUCCUGUUUAAGUCAAGGGCCAUCUGUAUAAAUAGAUAUAAUGAAAUAGACAGUACAGUAAUUCAAUACAAGAUGAAACAAGUUAAAAUACUUUAUAUAUUUCAUCAUGUUUAUGAGGCAAAGUUCAUUUCUUAGAACUUUUAUAAAUGUUUUUGUAUUUCUUGACAAAAUUUUUGUAAACAUCAUUUAUGUUGUUUGUGGUGUUUUACCCUUUUGACAUAUCAAAAGUAUUUUUUAUAGUUUCACAGUUGUCUUGGGAAGGUAAAGAUAUGUCUAACUAAAUUUUCCCAUUUAUCUGUUCUAUACUCAUUAGUGUUAUGUACUGUAAAUUUUUUUCUGAAUGCUCAUCCUAUAUUAACUGCAUAUUGCAAAUUUUGGAUAUUGGUUUUAAUUGAAUGCACGUGUGGUUCAUCAAAAUUUAUUACAAACUUUAGGUCACAGUUGUGUCAGUGAUAUUUUAAAACCUUGAAUUUUCAUGCAUAAAAAAAGACGUUUUACACUUUUAGUUUAUUUUAAAUAUGAGAAAAAUCAUCAAUUUUAAAUACGAAAAAAAUCAAGAAACAAGGAAUUAAGAAGAGUAUCUGUAAAUCUUUGUAUUGCUUAUAUUGUGUUCACUGAAGCCAUUCUAAUUGAUCUCAUUAAUGGAUCUGCAGUAUUUCAAGACUUUGAAGUAUGUACUCCUUAGAAAAUUACUUUUACUAUGUUAACAUGGUAUAAUCAUGAAAAGGCUUGAAGACUGGCAGCAGUGUCAGUUGUUCUUAAUAUAGCAUGUAUUGAAAAUAUAUAUAAAUAUAUUUCAUGCACAUAGGUUAGCAUGGCAUGAAUUUCAUUAUUUAUUAAUUGCAAAUAUCACAUUUCAGGGGGUACACUUCAGCUAAUUUCUUGAAUAAGUAAGUAAAUAAAAGUAAGAAUCUGGGAAAAACCUUACACUUUUUACUGACCAAUACUGAAUAAGUUUGAUCUAUAUAAAUUUCUUUCUAGACAGUGUCAUUGUAAUAACUUCAAAGUCUUGUUGAGUUGCAUCUUUCUGUUACAUCCUGAAUGCCAUAAUGACUUGUGAGACAGGUCACACCCAGCGUCACUUUGCAGAGGAAAAUACUUUUCAGCACAUGAGCUGAACUUUCAAGCUCAUUCCUGAGCAAUGCGUUUAUUACUACUACCAAACCUUAAAACAACCUACUGUAAAACUGCUCAGGCUUCCUGUACUCAAAGCUCCUCACUGUUGGACACAUUCCUGUGUGCUGAGGAGUGCAUUUUUAUAACCAUGUCAGAGAUAGAUUAUUAAUUUAUUAUAUAGUUUCUGUACAAAUAUUGUAACUCGAGUAAAAGUAAUAAUAACAAUUUAAAUAAA